This is a messenger RNA of Geodia barretti, 867 nucleotides long. The record is from the annotation of a GenBank genome assembly. NCBI's taxonomy places the organism in Eukaryota, Metazoa, Porifera, Demospongiae, Tetractinellida, Geodiidae.
AUGACGCCGGGUCGCGUCACGAUGUACACGUGUGGACCGACGGUGUACCGGUACGCACACAUCGGCAACCUGCGUACUUACCUGAUGGCAGACUGGAUACGUCGUAUUCUGACCGCUGACGGUAACGAGGUUUACCACAUCAAAAACAUCACCGACGUCGGCCACAUGCGGCAGGAGCUGGUUGAGGCGGGCGGCGACAAGAUGAUCAUGGCCGCGCUGGAAGAAGGAAAGACCAUUCAGGAGAUCGGCGAGUUUUACGCCGAUUGCUUCUGGCGCGAUGAAACACACCUGAACAUUCUGCCGGCCCACGUAUUCCCCUGGGCAUCCCAACACAUCCCUGAAAUGCUGGAAAUGGUUGGGACGUUGAUGGAAAAAGGAUCGGCAUACGAAGCCGGCGGGAACAUCUACUUCGAUGUAAAUAGCUACGCCGAAUACGGCAGGUUGUCGAAUAACUUCGGUGGUGAUUUGCUGGAAGGCGUGCGGGCAGAAGCUGACCCGCUGAAGCGGGACCCUCGCGACUUUACGCUUUGGAAGGCGGCUGAACCUGGCCGGGACGUAAAAUGGGACAGUCCUUGGGGCGAGGGCUUUCCGGGCUGGCACAUCGAAUGUUCGGCGAUGGCCCACAAGUAUCUUGGCGAACGGUUCGACAUCCAUACCGGUGGCGUGGACAACGUGUUCCCCCAUCACGAAGAUGAGAUUGCCCAGAGCGAAGGCGCUUUCGGCAACCGGCACGUUAACUAUUGGAUACACGGGCAGCACCUUUUGGCCGAUGGCGCCAAGAUGGCAAAAUCGGCGGGCAACGUCUUCCUCAUCGAGGACCUGGCAACCCGCGGUUUCAAUCCGCUGGCGUUCGAUACCUGUGUAUGA